Molecule: messenger RNA, 1050 nt
Organism: Salmo salar (Atlantic salmon)
Lineage: Eukaryota; Metazoa; Chordata; Actinopteri; Salmoniformes; Salmonidae
Product: tissue factor
Biological process (GO): cytokine-mediated signaling pathway; blood coagulation
Cellular component (GO): plasma membrane
Molecular function (GO): protein binding; cytokine receptor activity
Source: RefSeq, a predicted model, not a curated record
UCUUGUUCUUCUUUUUUCGGCAGCAGGUUGAAGCACUGACAGACUGUAGCUGGCCGAGACCCGAGUCACUUUUCACUUCUUCCUCCACUGGAUUACUGUUUUCACACGGACCUGUUGGAAUAUAGCAUGUUGAAAAUGGAAAGGACAACUUUUUGUAGGAGAUUGUGUACUGUACUAUUUUUUACAAACUGUGUUUCAGGUAACUAUCCCAAGGCACAGAAUGUUUCCUGGUUGUCUAUCAACUUCAAAACACUGCUUAUGUGGGAUCCUAAACCUUUCAACUAUUCAUACACUGUUGAAUAUUCUGUUGUUGGUCAGAUAAGAGAGUGGAACCAACACUGUAUUCGGACCAUGGAGACUGAGUGUGACCUGUCCAACGUUCUGACUGACCUGAAGGCCACAUACUCAGCGGAUGUCCUCUCAGAACCCCUACACAGAGUAAACUCUGACCUCACAGAUUUCCCCCACACCAGUUCGGAAGGGUUUACCCCUUACCAAGACACUCUUAUAGGCAGGCCUGAGUUCAAGAUUGAGGUGAGCAAAGAUAAGAGGAAGAUCACCCUGUAUGUAGAAGACCCUCCCAUAGCCCUGUUCAACGAGCAGAACAAACUAAAGACCAUGCGGGAUGUCUUCGCUGAUGAGCUGCAGUACAAAGUCACCUUUGGGAAAGCAACAAGCACGGGCAAGAAAACCAGGAUUUCUGCCAGCAGUGAGAUAGAGCUAGACAGGAGGGAUAUAGAUCCUGGGGUGAGCUACUGCUUCAACGUCCAGGCCUACAUCCCCUCCCGCAGCACAGACAAACAGCUGGGAGAGCUCAGUCAAACACAGUGUUCACCGGGUGCCAAUAAGUCCUUCUUUGAAGAGUUUGGAAUCGGUGUUAUCGCUGGGUUCAUCCUCCUCGUCAUUACGAUCAUAGUAGUGGCUAUCGUAGUCACAGUGGUGUGCUGCCAACGCACAAGGAAAGCCCACACAAGUGGGAAAGAAGGAGUGCCACUAAGAAGUGUGUAAAAAAUGUAUCGUCGACACAGAAUCGGGAACACAAUGUACAGC